Messenger RNA from Gordionus sp. m RMFG-2023, 1218 nucleotides. RefSeq lists its product as uncharacterized. The coding region runs from base 82 to 1218 and encodes 378 amino acids. The transcript has 8 exons. Lineage: Eukaryota; Metazoa; Nematomorpha; Gordioida; Chordodea; Parachordodidae. The record is from RefSeq and is a predicted model, not a curated record.
UGCAUACAUUCACAUAAAAAAGCAUUUUAAAAAAAUCAGCUGUUAAUUCAAAAUAAAGGUAACAAGGAUAUUUUCAAAAUCAUGAGCGAUGUCUUAGAUGAAAUUAAGCGGGCCACUUGUAAUGUCAAAAUAGAUUCAAACUGUGAGUUAUAUGGAUCCUUCUUUGAAGAUAUUUUAGCCAAAUCAAAGGCAGAAAAGAGGCCAGAAUUUUCUACUGUUUAUGAAGGCGUGAAUGAAUCAGUUGGAGAUGAGGAUUCAAGCUUAAUUAGCCCGCCUUCGCAAAUGCUCAACGAUAACGAGCUGGAGUCUUGGUUCGUUAUCAUGUCCCAUAGCUAUAAAUCUAAUGGUUUAGCCUUCAUUUUAAGACUUCAACGUUACGCUCUCGCGAUGUCAAGAUUUAGGAUUUACGAUCCAGCCAUGUCAUUUAUAGACUCAUUCGAUGAUGCUGUUAUCAUGGGAGAAAUCAAAAAAUACACCGAAAGAGAGGAUGCUAUAGAUUAUCAAAUGUUCAUGGUUAUCUUACCCAACGAUAUGUUAGCGAUGUAUAGCUCUUUUAAAAACAUUACAUCUACCACUUUGAUACCUUCCCAAGUCGUGCUUGAAUCGACAAUAAAUGCAAAAUUUCCGCUUCAUAGUAUUUUGUUUAAAAUAAUAGACAAAACUCGAAUAGCUACAUAUAAUAAUUGCUUGGCGGAUUUAAGAGAUCUCUACCCGCAAGAUCCCCUGAAUUUCCACGAUGGCGAAAAAAAAUUGGGCGUCAUAAAAACUCCUCAUAUCCUGAAACAUUUUUGUCGGAACGGUACUGGUGAAGUUCUGGGAGUUCUAAAUUUACAAAAUUCGCCUGUCCUUCUAAACUACACAAUAUGUUCUUUCGUCAAUUGGCCAACCUAUUAUGCCGGCGAUAAAAUUGAAUUUUCUAUCAAAUUUAACCGUGCCAAGACCCAUUUCGCUGCAUGCAAUUUCUUUUUUUCCACCGAUAAUUUCAAAAACUCUAUAAGAUAUCAAGGCUUCAUUCACAGUUACGAUAAAUCAAGGCAUGGCGGUGAGUUUCAAGUUGACUCUCCUGGAGAUUAUUACAAAAAGCUCGUGAUAUUUAAAUUGAACGAAUUUGUUUCACCCGUGAAAGAAAAAUAUAUUCAUGUUGAGCCUUCCACUUUAUACGGAUUUGAGAUUGUUUCUAUGCCUCAAGAUUACUUGAGGGCUAUAAGAAUUGGUUAA